Messenger RNA from Candida albicans SC5314, 2127 nucleotides. It is a transcript of the gene DPB2, whose product is annotated as DNA polymerase epsilon noncatalytic subunit. Gene Ontology annotation, biological process: DNA-templated DNA replication; error-prone translesion synthesis. The coding region runs from base 1 to 2127 and encodes 708 amino acids. The record is from RefSeq and is a predicted model, not a curated record. The transcript has a single exon. Gene Ontology annotation, cellular component: epsilon DNA polymerase complex. Lineage: Eukaryota; Fungi; Ascomycota; Pichiomycetes; Serinales; Debaryomycetaceae. Gene Ontology annotation, molecular function: DNA binding.
AUGGAAGUCACUUCUUUGCCAAUUAAACUUCAGCCAUCAAACAUUAGACCCAUAGCAUUUCGAAUAUUGUCUAAAAAACAUGGAUUAAAUAUUAAUACAGAUGCUUUAGCAAUUUUAACAGAGACCAUCGGCUACAAAUUUGGAACUGAUUGGAAAAGUGUGAGAUCACAACAAUUUCUUGAAGAGGUUGCCAAAGUUUGGAAAAUCGAAGAUCGGGGACUAUUUAUUGAUGGCGAUGGGUUAAAACAAGUUUUGAAGGAUAUGAAUUCCAAAAGCAGCAAUGAUACAAAAAGAGCUCAUCGAACUGACACCCUAGUUGAUAUCACUAAUGAUGGUAACCAAAAUCAUACUCAUAGCCACCAGGAUAAGCAAAUAAGUUUUGAAGAUAAAAAUAUGGAACAUGAAGAAAGAGAUGAUGUACCAAUCAACUGGCAAGAUUAUUUCAAAGUUGUAUCUCCCAAUAACCAACCUACUAGUAUAUUCGACAAAACAAGAAAACAAUUUGACAUAGUAUUUAAAAAUAAUGAUGACAAGGAUAAGAAAGCCGAGCGUGGCGGGAAACUUGAGUCAAUUGUGGCAGAGUUAGUAAAAAAUUUGCCUGCAUCUAUUGAAUCAUUCAAUAAUCGAUACUAUCUCUUAAGUGAUCGAUUAUCGAGAAACGAAAAUUUUCAAAAAAAAUCAUUAAUCAGUCUAUCAGCGUUAAAUUCUUUCAAAGAAGGAAAAACAGAUAGUAUAACUGGUCAUGAAAUUAGUUUAAUCAAAAAUAUGUUGGGUCGAGAUGGUCAAAAAUUUUUGAUAUUCGGUUUGCUCAGUAAAAAUGCAAACGAUGAAUACACAUUGGAAGAUGAAACAGACCACAUUGAAUUAAACUUAUCUCAAGCUUUUAAAUCUCAAGGAUUGUUUUAUUGUCCCGGAAUGUUUCUAUUAGUGGAAGGUAUUUAUUCUGCAAGUGGGGGUAAUUCCAACCAGGAUCAUGGUUAUAUCGGAGGAUGUUUUUAUGUUAGUAAUAUCGGGCACCCACCAAGUGAACGAAGAGAGACAAGCUUAGAUGUUUAUGGGAAUUUGGAUUUUUUAGGGAUGCAUAGACAAAUUGCACCUGUGACAGGUGAAAAAAUCACCAAAAUAUCUAAAAAGUUUAAGAAGAGAUUGGUUCUAAUCGAAAAGACCUUGUAUAAUCAUAAACUUAUUUUUGUGGGUACCGAUUUAUACUUGGAUGAUUUCAAAGUUUUGGAUGGGUUGCGAAAGUUUUUCCAAAAAUUAGAAAAUUCAAUUAUUGAAUCAAUCGAGGACGAAGAAGGGCAAAUGGCCGAAGGAACCAAUAUACCACUUGCUUUAGUUUUCACAGGGUCAUUUGUGUCAAAACCUUUAUCAGUUACAAAUUCAUCAGUGACCAACAUCACCAAUUCAGAAUCAUACAAGAGCAAUUUUGAUAAUUUCACAACAAUCGUGAGCAAAUACCCAAACAUUGUAUCUCGCUGCAAAAUAAUAUUGAUUCCAGGUAAAAAUGAUCCUUGGCAAUCUACUUAUUCAUUGGGAUCAUCUAGCUUAAACUAUUUUCCUCAGUCGUCUAUUCCAAAAGUGUUUAUCAAUCGAUUGGAAAAAUUAUUGCCCAAGGGAAAUUUAGUAGUUUCAUGGAAUCCCACAAGAAUAAAUUACUUGUCACAAGAGUUGGUAGUAUUCAAAGACGAAUUGAUGACCAAAUUGAAACGAAAUGACAUUAUUUUCCCUCGUGAUAUUCAAGAACAAGAAGAGUUGAUUGCACAAGAUGACCAAAGAACUAACGAGGAGAGAAUCAAUAAUUUAAUCCAGAAUAAAAAUACUCAUUUGCCUUCAAAAAUCAAACAGGCAAGAAAACUAGUGAAAACCAUUUUGGAUCAAGGAAAUUUACAACCAUUCUUGAAGAACCUAAAAUUAAUCAACUUGGCUUAUGAUUAUAGUUUAAGAAUUGAACCAUUGCCCAGUGUAAUUAUUUUGAACGAUUCAAGUUUCGACAAUUUUGAAGUGACUUAUAAUGGUUGCAAAGUGGUUAACAUUACUUCAGUUGUCAGCUUGAAUAAUAGAAAAUUCAAUUAUGUUGAAUAUUAUCCAGGAACUAAAAGAUUUGAAUUUAAGGAUUUGUAUUUCUAA